This is a messenger RNA of Staurois parvus, 708 nucleotides long. Lineage: Eukaryota; Metazoa; Chordata; Amphibia; Anura; Ranidae. The record is from the annotation of a GenBank genome assembly.
AUGGAAACUGUUUUUCAAGAAUUCUCUGGCUAUCACGGGACAUUAGUGAAACCUUAUUAUUGGCUUUACCCAAACCAGAACUGCUCCAAAUGUCCGUAUCAUAUUAGAACAGGAGAAGAGUCAAGAGUCACCUACAGGGAGUUUUAUGAAACGUUUGGAUUCCCAUAUGGGCCAACAAUGCAUGAAGACAAACAACUCAUAUUUUAUGAAAUAAAGGCCUUUAAUGGAGCAGUAAUACAGAAAGGCCAAGUUACUAGUUGUGCUUCUUCUAACAUUCAUGCAGAAUCCAUUUUGUUUGAAAAACAUGGCUACUUGGAUUCCCUUCUCUAUCAGCAUGAUUCAGUUGGCUACAUAACUCUGUAUGUCAACUUUACCCCUUGCAAUGAGUAUGGUCACUACUGCAUUAGCAAAAUGUAUGAUAUAUUGAUCAAAUAUACACAAAUGCGUCUAGACAUCUAUUUUUCACAAAUGUAUCAUGUUGAAGUGAAUUUUCCCUCUGCUGUCUGGAACAGAGAUGCCUUAAAAAGCCUUGCUGGUCACUGGCCUAGAGUAACACUGAAUCCACUGUGUGAUGGCAUUUGGAAAACUGUUCUGUGCACCUUUGUAAAAGAAGUUCCAGAGACAUCAAUGAAUCAGCCCAUUUUGCCUAUCCGAGCAUCUGCAGAUAGACACAAUGCAAUACUUGAUCCAUGUUAUCACAGGAAUUAA